Messenger RNA from Cucumis sativus (cucumber), 3473 nucleotides. RefSeq names its product putative polyketide hydroxylase. Bases 1098 to 3227 code for a protein of 709 amino acids. Gene Ontology annotation, molecular function: FAD binding. The record is from RefSeq and is a predicted model, not a curated record. Lineage: Eukaryota; Viridiplantae; Streptophyta; Magnoliopsida; Cucurbitales; Cucurbitaceae. The transcript has 13 exons.
CACAACACAAACUAUAAUUUUUCUUUUAAUUUAACCUCCCUUGUAUCGCUGCCCACAAACGGUAAGCACCUCUAGUCCUCUCCAAUCUUCACAGUUCGGCACCUCCCCUCCGAUCAGACGACGCUGGCGACCUCCGCUCACCCUCUUCAAUCGAACAAAGACGGCGACUGUGACUCCGAUCAGACCACCCACAUUCGCCCUCCGUUUUGGUUCUCGGUUCAAAGAUGGUAUCUUCCUCCUCGUCUACAUCUACCAAUAGUAGUCAAUCAUCCACGUUUCCUUAAGUAGCGAGUACAUUCAUAUCAUCUAGCGUUGAAGAUGAGUCGAAACCAUUUUGGCAAUAUGUGGCCAUGAAUCAAAGAUUGAAUGAGGGAGGUGGAAACAUUUCCUGGCAAUGUAACUUUUGUCAUUGCAUAAAGAAAGUUCUUAUACAAGGCUUAAAGCACAUUUACUAGGUUUAAGUGGUUCUGGAAUUGGAGCAUGUAAUAAAGUUACCCCUCAAGCUUUGGCCGAGAUGCAAAAAUGAGAAGAUGAGGCGAAAGAUCGAAUGGCUAGAAAGACUUCUAAAAGCGUACCUGUGUUUGCAGCUUCUAGUGGUUUUAGUGGGAGUAAACAUCCAUCUCAUUCUACCUUUGAGCAAGAAAAACGGCUCCAAGUGGAAUAGAAAGAUCCUUUAAUAUGGCAUCAAAAGAUCAAAUGCAUGCACUUAUUGCACGGAUGUUUUAUUCUUCAGGAUUGCCCUUUCAUUUAGCUAGAAAUCCAUACUAUGUAAACCUCGUACUUAUUAUGCAAAUAAUGUAUUAUCUGAAUAUUUGCCUCCUGGAUAUAAUUUUUUGAGAAAAACCUUUCUUCAAAGGGAAAAGGACAAUAUUGAAAGAUUGAUUCAACCCAUUAAAAAUACAUGGAAGGGAAACAACGUUAGUAUUGUGUGUGAUGGUUGGAGUGACUCACAAAGAAGACAUCUGAUAAAUUGUAUGCAUUUCAGAUAGCAAACCAAUGUUUUUCAAAGGCAGUUGAUUGCUUAGGUUGUGGAAGCCUAUAUUCAGAACAAAUGAAGAAAGAUCACAUCAGAACAAAUUAACAUUGAUGGUGAUCUUAUGAACUUAUUCUUGAACAGAGCCAUGGGGUUUUUAGGUUUUUUCAAGAGGUUUAAUGGCCUUCAGAAAUUUGAUGCAAUGCUUAGAACAAAACCUCUUAGGAACAUUCAGUGUAGAGGCUCAUCAAAUUCCAAGAUUUUCCAUGGUGGCGAUGAAACAAUGGUUCCGGUUUUAAUUGUUGGUGCAGGACCUGUUGGUCUCGUCCUUGCUAUUCUUCUCACUAAAUUAGGGGUCAAAUGUGCCAUUGUGGAGAAGAACAAAAGUUUUUCUAAACAUCCGCAAGCUCACUUCAUAAAUAACAGAACUAUGGAGGUAUUUCGCAAGUUGGAUGGGUUAGCAGAGAAGAUACAAUUAUAUCAACCACCUGUAGAGUCAUGGAGAAAGUUCAUAUAUUGUACUUCACUGAAUGGUACAAUUCUUGGAUCUGUGGACCAUAUGCAACCACAAGAUUUUGAGCACAUUAUCAGCCCAGUUUCUGUUGCACAUUUCUCCCAGUACAAAUUAAACGGAUUGCUACUUAAACAACUUCAAAAUCUUGGGUUUCAAGUCUGUUCACCGGAUAGCUUGGAAGGCCCCUGUGUAGUAAGAGAGAAAAAAAUACUUUUGGGGCAUGAGUGUGUUUCUAUUGAUGCUACUGAUGAGAGUGUAAACAUGACUGCAUCUUAUCUCAAGGAAGGGAAACAUGUUGAGAGGAGAAAUAUCAGCUGUAAUAUCCUUGUUGGUGCAGAUGGUGCUGGAAGUACUGUCCGGAGACUAGUAGGCAUAGAAAUGAAAGGUGAAAACGACUUACAAAAGCUUGUAAGCAUCCAUUUUUUUAGUCGAGAGCUUGGUGAGUAUUUGCUGAAAGAUAGGCCUGGUAUGCUAUAUUUCAUCUUUAACACUGAAGCUAUUGGGGUUCUUGUUGCUCAUGAUCUCAAGCAAGGGGAAUUUAUAUUGCAGGUACCGUUCUAUCCUCCUCAACAAAACAUUGAAGAUUUCUUCCCUCAGAUGUGUGAGGAGUUAAUCUUCAAAUUGGUUGGACGAAACCUUUGUGACAUAGAUGUGCGAGAUGUAAAACCUUGGAUUAUGCAUGCUGAAGUUGCCGAGAAGUUCAUAUGCCGUCAAAAUCAUGUAUUACUUGCUGGUGAUGCUGCUCAUCGAUUUCCUCCAGCUGGUGGAUUUGGAAUGAAUACUGGAAUUCAAGACGUUCAUAAUCUUGCUUGGAAAUUAGCUGCAGUGCUACAAGAUAUUGCCUCACCUUCAAUAUUGAAUACUUAUGAAAUGGAAAGGAGGCCGAUAGCACUAUUCAAUACGGCCCUUAGCGUUAAGAACUUCAAAGCAGCUAUGGAAGUACCUGCAGCUCUUGGUCUGGAUCCAAAAAUUGCAAACUCAGUGCACCGAGUAGUUAACCAUGGCCUUGGUUCUAUUUUGUCAUCCUCACUACAGAGCGCAGUUCUGGAUGGAAUUUUUAAGAUAGGUCGUUUGCAGCUCUCAGAUACAUUUCUGAAUGUUGAAAACCCUAUUGGAUCUUCAAGACUUGCAAAACUAAGACAUAUAUUUGAUGAAGGGAAGAGCCUUCAACUUCAGUUCCCUGCUGAGGAUCUUGGUUUCAGAUACUCUGAAGGGGCAAUUAUUCGUGACAAUAAUCUACUUGGUGGUCGAGAAGAACCUACAGGUCGUCGGAGACAGUACCUUCCUUCUGCAGAUCCAGGAUCAAGGCUGCCUCAUAUGAAUGUGAGAGUUUUAGCCAGUGAGGAGAUUAUUUCAACGCUUGAUCUUGUAUCUGGAGAUAAAAUCGAAUUUCUUCUCAUAAUAGCCCCGCGAUCAGAGUCUUACCGUCUAGCUCACGCAGCUCUCAAGGUAGCGGAGGAAUUCAAAACGUCGGUUAAGGUUUGCAUUUUAUGGUCUGCAAAUACCACGAAGAUUGAAUCAAGCAGCAAGGAUCAACUAACUCCUUGGGAGAACUACAUUGAAGUUCAAGAAAUUCGGCAAUCGAUAACUUCACCGUCAUGGUGGGACGUCUGUAAGAUGACUGACAAAGGAGCGAUCCUAGUCCGGCCUGAUGAGCAUAUUGCUUGGAGGGUGAAGUCUGGUAUUUCUGGGGAUCCAAACACAGAAUUGAUAGGAGUUUUUACUACUCUUUUGAAGUGAGAUAUGUUUAGCUAAUUUUUUUUUUCUAUUCUUUUGGGGGCUUUACUUCAUGGUUGGUUUUAGAUCUUCAUCUUUCAUAGAAAGUGUACUACUUUUUGCCACUGGCGUAUUUUUUUGGGUUGGGACACAUUGUAGAAUGAAAUGUAUAUUACCACCCUUCAUAAAGUUUAAUAUUAUUACAUAUUAACUUUUAUAAUGAAAUAAAGAUUAUUAGUCAUACAAUUUGUAGACUUUAUGUCGGGAUAA